AUGGCUUACAAGCUAGUGAAGGUGCUGCAAAGUGCGAUAUACGGAGGUGUGUUUCUGGCCGACGUUUAUUACAUUGCGGGGGUGCUACGGAUGAAGGCCGGUCAAAGCCCGCAGGUGUGUGGUAGUCGCGUGGCAAUGAAGAUUAUGUUGCGGGAUAUCGCGCUGCGUCAUCGCGAAAACUUGCAAGAAAAUAUAACGGCGGAGAUCCAGUUCCAGGAGUUGAUGAAGGGUCACAAGAACGUGUUGAUGUAUGAGGAGCUGUGGGAAAGUCAGUCCAAGGGUAUUGUCUAUGUCGUCAUGCCCUUUGCAGAGUUUGAGGACCUCUUCGAAGUCAUGAAGAAACGGACCAACCCACUCUCCGAGAACCAGGCCAGGUGGCUCUUCCGCCAAUUGCUAGAGGGGACCAUGUUCCUCCACGCCCGAAACGUCGGCUUCAGAGACCACUCACUCGAAAACAUACUUCUCUUUAGAUCCACCGAAGACGGCCAUGCACUGAUCCCUCGCAUCACUGACCCCGGUCAAGCAAUCAUUCUCAAAAGAGAUUUGUACGGUAAUGUAUUAGAUCAAUGCGCCA
This is a messenger RNA of Gregarina niphandrodes, 574 nucleotides long. RefSeq names its product putative protein kinase. Gene Ontology annotation, biological process: protein phosphorylation; mitotic cell cycle; regulation of cytokinesis. Gene Ontology annotation, cellular component: cytoplasm; spindle pole; centrosome. The record is from RefSeq and is a predicted model, not a curated record. The annotation marks the transcript as partial. Lineage: Eukaryota; Apicomplexa; Conoidasida; Eugregarinorida; Gregarinidae. The transcript has a single exon. Gene Ontology annotation, molecular function: ATP binding; protein kinase activity.